ACCUCUUUUUUUUCUUUCGGCCCAACACUUCAAAAUCCACCCAAAAAUUCCACAAUGGCAUUCCACUUUCUUUUGGCUACAGUGCAAUUUUCUUGGCAAUUGGGCAAUGGAGACAGCAACACACGGCGCGCUUGGACGCUGGUCAGACGCGGCGGCUAUUCCCCUGCGACGGCGACGGCUCCUCCACGCGGCGGCGGCUCCUUCUGCCACUGCUCCUGCGUGCGGCGGUCGGAAGGCAAACGGUGGCGGCGAUCUCGGCUCCUUCGCUUGCUGCGGUCCCCCUGGAACUAGCGACGGCGACACGAUUCGGAUGGCGGCGGUCUGGAUCUGCCCGAUUGAAGGGGGCAGCGGUGAGUCUCAAGGGACUCACUUCCUGCUGCGGCAGUGCUUCGUGGGGAUCGUCGGGGAUGGUGGUGCUCCGGCGGCAGCGACCCUCACUCCGGCUCCUGCUGCUGCACACAGUUCUUCUCCAAAAAACCCAGGUGACACUCCUCUGAUUCCGAUUAGUUUCUGCUGAUCGGAUUUCCGGUGUGUUAACAAACCAAAGCUCCGAUACCACUUGUUGGGAUAAACGCACGCGGAAACAACACACAAUCACGAAUCAACUGCAGAAAAAUAAACGACACAGGAUUUAACGUGGUUCGGCCGCCAACUGCAACCUACGUCCACACGGGGCAACUAGGAGGAUUUUAUUAUUUGUUGUUGCACCACAAUUACAAGCACAUUAGCAUCUCUUAAAUAGAGAUUAGUUAGGGAG
This is a messenger RNA of Cuscuta campestris, 757 nucleotides long. NCBI's taxonomy places the organism in Eukaryota, Viridiplantae, Streptophyta, Magnoliopsida, Solanales, Convolvulaceae. The record is from the annotation of a GenBank genome assembly.